CUCGUGUGCAGCAACUAUACUGACAUCUGCUUUAAGAAACACCUGCACAACUUUCCCUCCAUGCGCCAGUCAAGCUCGCGACGCCCCGCUUAAGCCUGAGACUCCUCCUAAUCGAGUAGGGCCUUGCGCCCGCUGCCGCAACGGCCAUGGAGGACUGUGCUGAGGCCUUGCGGCGGCUUGCAGAGCAAUGCGUCAGUUCAAAGCUCGACGCGCAGAAAGGAACUUCGCAAGGCCUACUAAAACUCCUAGAGCUGAAGGAGGAAAGCCGCAAGCUGGCCUUCGCAGCUGAGGAUCAGCGAGAGGAGACCAGCAAGUUCAAGACGCGCCUGGAGCAUGCACACCUUCAGCUACAGAACCUCAUAUACGAGAAGGAGUACUACGAGAAGGAAAUUCACGAAUGCCAGAACUUUCGGUUCAAGCAUCCCGACUCCGCCAUCGGGCUCGUGCCCGUGGAGCAGUUCCUGGCGUCUGCGGGGCCAGAGGUGCUUGAGCGGAUAGGCGACGACCCGCACAAGCUCAUGCUCGAGCGGUUGCGGGACGAGCUGUCUCAGCGGAAGGCUAUGGUGGCCAAGCUGGAGGAGCUGAAGAAGGCUAAGGCGGCCACGCGGCAGGAGGUGGACAAGCGGAAGCGGACGCUGGACGACCUCCAGCAACAGCUGCAGGGCCUGGAGGAGACGGCGAAGCCGCUGCAGAGCAUCCUGGCGCCGCACCUGUCGCUACGGGGGUUUGCGCGCAGCGCGGACCUGCUGCCGCUGCCCCUGUACAUUGUCUACUCGCAGCUGGCGGCGGUGCGGGAGGCGCUGGGGCUGCCCAUCCGCGUCGCCAUUCUGGGAUCUUCCGUAGAGGCGGAGAGCUUUGCAAAGGCGCAGACGGCGGACCCCGCAGACGCCGCCGACGGCGCUGCGGCGCCGGAGCCGGCAUCCAAGCAGGCGCGCUUGUCGCCGGCGCCCGGGCAGGCUGGCGCCACCGCGUCGGGCGAGGACCUGUACAAAGUGCACCCGCUCAGCGUGCUUCUGGAGGUGCAGCGGGAUAACAACGGCCGGCUGCAGACGAUCAUCAGCGUCAAGUUCCAGUUCCUGGUCAACCUAAAGCUGGUCACGGCGCACAGCGAGGUGCGUGAUGACAACGUACUGCUAGCCGCGCUGUUCCCCGGGGACGACGGCUCCGCCACGGCGUACGAGAGCCUGGCGCAGCUGCAGGGCGGCACCUUCAAAUACGACACCUCGCGGCCCGCCAAGCCGUACAGGUGGUGCCAGCACCUGGCCGGACUGGACUUCGCGCCGCCGCUGCCGCUGGCCACGCAGCUGCCGGCGGCAGCGGGCGGCGCAGGCGCGGGCGGGCAGGCGGAGAGCGCGGGCGCGGUGAUGGAGGGGCUGGAGUCAUACCGGCGGCAGCAGCGCGUCAUCCACGUCAUUGAGCGGCUGCGGUCGGUCAAGACGGGGGACGAGGCCGCCAAGAAGAUCAUAGCGGCGCUAGAGAAGCAGCCCAACCCGCCCAAUAUGGCGCGGUACCCAAAGCUCCCAGUAACUGUAGUGUUUAGCGUAGAGGAGAUUAAGAGCGCGGCGCCGGCAGCCGGCGGCGCUGGCGUGGCGGGCGGCGCCAGCAAGAACAAGGACAGCGUGGCGCGCGUGGCGGCGGCACUGGGUGCGCGGCCGGGCGCGGGCAACGGGCCGGGCGGCAGCAAGAAUGACGCGGCGCCGGCUUCAGCGCUGCCGCUGCACAUGCGCGGCGAUGCGGCGGAGGAUGGAGAGGUGGGGCUGCGCGGCAGCCGAAAUGCCACCCCAGCGGUGGACGGCAGGGCGUCCCCGGUGCCCAUGGACGUGUCGGGGCCGGGCGGCGCCGCCAACGGCUUGGGUGCCGGCGGCCGGACGGCCUCAGAGCUGGGGCUGUCGGCGUCGGCUGUUGCGGCCACGGCUGGCGGCAAGGAUGGAUCGGGCGUGGGCGGUGGCGGUGGUGAUGUUGCGAUGGAGGAUGGCGAGGCGGCGGCGGAGGGCGAGGAGGGCGGCCGCAAGCGCCGCGCUAAUGGCGAUGAGGGUGAGGGCGAUGAGGAGGGCCGCGAGGACGGCGAGGAGCAGGGCGAGGACGGGAAUGCCGCCGACCAGCUGGUGUCGCGCUACCUGCUGACCGACCUGCUGGCGGCGGAGGCGGCGGCGGGCGGGACGGGCGGCGGUGGCGGGCCGCCCAAGCCGGCGGCUCCUAAGCCCGUGUCGCGGCUGUACCGCAUCGUGCUGCGGCACAAGGAGCGGUCGCUUGAGUGCGAGCUGCUGGUGCGGCUGUUCCUGGAGUACCCGCUGCGGCCGCCGCUGCUGCUGGUGAAGGGCGUGCGGGAGCUGCCGCGUGAGCGGCGCGGGCAGCCGCGGCCCAUCAACAACGUCAACCUGGUGUCGUGGCUGGAGUCGGAGGCCAACUCAGCGGCUCUGGCCCAGGUGCCCGCCGACGCGCCCAACACGGCCCUGCUGUACCAGCUGCUGCACCUACGUCUGGCGUUUGACGAGUUUGCAAACGCCUACGCAGCCGAGGGCGGCGGUGGCCCCAGCACCGCUACGGCUACUACGGUGGCGGCCGUAGCGGCGGCUGCGGCUGCGGCGGCGGCUGCGACGGGUGAGGACCUGAUGGCGCUGCUGGCGAGCAAGCAGCGCAUGCGUGGCCGUGACCGGCGGGUGGUGCUGCCGGUGCUGGGCGACAGCCCCGUACCGCCGGCGGUGCUUACGCCGCUGGCGUAGAGGGUCUUGCAGUGUGUCCUCUAGCCGCUUGUCCUGGUGGCUCGUACUCGAGCAUGGUGCCGCACAUGUUCGUUGGCGAAUCGCCGAAGCCGCACGCAUGCAGAACAUAGGGUGCGUUUGGUGCUGUAUGUUUGCACGCUUUGGGACAGACGCAGUGCGCGGUGCUAACACCUUUGUUGACCAGGAGCGCGCUGCGCAAGCGAGCAAUGCUGAAACGAACGAGAGAAUACAACUAAUGGGUACAAGCACUGACUACGUGGAAGGAGCUUUGGGACCGCGCCCUGAUGCCGGCAGGGUUGCUGAGCUGCGCUGUAAACGGCUCGGGAU
Messenger RNA from Chlamydomonas reinhardtii, 3050 nucleotides. RefSeq lists its product as uncharacterized. Gene Ontology annotation, biological process: mRNA export from nucleus; positive regulation of DNA-templated transcription, elongation. NCBI's taxonomy places the organism in Eukaryota, Viridiplantae, Chlorophyta, Chlorophyceae, Chlamydomonadales, Chlamydomonadaceae. The transcript has 6 exons. Gene Ontology annotation, molecular function: mRNA binding. The record is from RefSeq and is a predicted model, not a curated record. Gene Ontology annotation, cellular component: THO complex part of transcription export complex. Bases 147 to 2723 code for a protein of 858 amino acids.